AUGGUUUGCAAUCUCUAAAUCUUCUGAACACCAGACCAUGACCAUGCCAGUCUUCCUACGUCAAUCCCAACAACUGCCCCCCUCCCCCCCACCCCACCAUCCCAGCAGCUUGCUUCUUAACCCUGAAGGAGUCACCACCACUCCAAAUUAUUUCUUCUAACCACUUUCUCCCCUCCCAUUAACCAAUUCAAUUAGGACUUUACCCAACCAAAAUCUGAUCUGCUAAUUGAAUAAUUCUGCCAUACAAGAUAAAGGAAAGCCCAUCAAUCUUUGCCCACAAUCAGACAACAAUUGUUUUGUAAAUUAGAAUCUGGGUUUUGUUUAAUAAUGGGCGGGGCAGGAGGAAACGUCGGGGCAGAGCAGCCGGGGGUGGCGGAGCCGCAGUAUGCCGCGGCGAAGAUAUCGGUUUGGUGGGAUAUAGAGAAUUGCCAUGUGCCUAAAGGAUGCGAACCCCACAUGAUCGCUCAGAAUAUAAGCUCUGCCUUAGUCAAGAUGAAUUAUUGUGGGCCGGUUUCGAUAUCUGCUUAUGGUGAUACUACUAGAAUUGGAUCUUCUAUCCAGCAGGCUCUAAAUAGUACUGGGAUUGCUCUCAAUCACGUCCCUGCAGGGGUUAAAGAUGCAAGUGAUAAGAAGAUACUGGUCGACAUGUUAUUCUGGGCAGUUGACAAUCCUGCACCUGCCAAUUAUUUGUUGAUUUCUGGUGAUCGAGAUUUUUCGAACGCACUUCACCAAUUGCGCAUGCGGAGAUAUAAUAUACUUUUGGCACAACCUCAAAAAGCAUCUGUUCCUCUUCUAGCUGCAGCAAAAAGUGUAUGGCUCUGGACAAGUCUUGUGGCUGGAGGACCUCCACUUACUAGUAGUGAAGCAUCCCAAUUUGUGAAUAACAGCUUUGGGUUUUCUUCCAAUGGUGACAAAUUACAUGUUCCAGUUUCUGAUUCGAUGCAGAUAAAUCAACCCCCAGAUUCAUUUUAUGACAGUCCCCAUUUGGGAAAUCAGAGGUUCCCAAAUAUGGGAAGGGGAACAGAUAUAAAAAACAAAGGAAGACAAAUUCGGAGAAACUUGACUCAACCAAUUAUGCCAAGAACUUCAAGCACACAAGAUGACCUUGACAAUGGAAACCCGCAAAGAUCAGGAUAUGGGCUUCCUAAACACUUUAAUGAUUUGCAUGAGUUUUCUGCUACUCAGAAUCCCAAGGUUCCAUUUAGUGGACCCUCCCCUAGUUUGAUUAAUCCAGAUCCUUUUCCAAAUAAUAUCAGUAUUCCUCAUAGCUCUCAACAAAUUCACUAUCCUAUUCCAGUUAGGCCGAACAACCUUCCUUCUCAGCUUGCAUUGCCUCCUGGUAACUUUUUACCGCCUAACUCUCAUAUCCAGUAUCCUUCACAUACAAUGCCUCCUGGUCCUCCCCGACCUGAUGCAUUGAGCUUUACCUCGGGACCCUUUACAUCUGUGCCUGAUAUUGGUAAGAUAAACAUUUCUGAAUACCCUAACAACCACAAGCCUUCUACUUGGAAUGGAGGAGAGCUUAGACAAACAUCUAUGACAGAACCUACCAACUAUGCCAAUUCAUACAGGCCUCAGAAAGGGCAAAAUUUGCAGAAGAAACCACCGGCGCCCCAUGAAUUAGUUGGAAAUAGGUAUCCAAGCCCUAGUCAACAGAUUCCACCACCACCUGCCCCAGAAGUUGGUAACACUAGUGUCUCUAUAUCUGAGAGUGGUGUUUGGGGAACUCCAGGAUGUCCUAAACCUUCUGAAUAUAUUCAAGGCCUUAUGGGGGUAAUUUUACUUGCAUUGAACACACUAAAAAAUGAGAAGCUUUUGCCUACUGAAGAGCACAUUUCCAAUUGCAUUCGUUAUGGAGAUCCCAAACAUCGCAACACUGAUGUUAAGAAGGCUCUUGAGUGUGCUGUUGAGCAGCAGCUGGUAGUUAAGCAGACCUUAGGUGCUGUGCAGCUGUAUGUUGGUAAGAAUGAGAGACUAUGGAACUGUAUAAACCUCGGGGAUACUAAUAUAAAGCAAUAUCCAAAAACAACUUGGGAUGAAAUCCAGAAAUUUCUGUCAUCAUCUUCUGGACGAACUGCAAUACUAGCUACUCAGUGCAGGUAUGAAGCAGCCACUGUCAUAAAGAGAACAUGCUUAAAAGAUCUUACAUUGGGAGAAAUUCUGCAGAUCUUAAACAUGGUAAUAUACAUGAAAAGAUGGAUUAUGCAUCAUCAAUCAGGAUGGCAACCGAUUAAGAUUGUUCUUGCAGAGACCUACCCUGAAACAGGGGUGGCCGCUGCUUCAUAAUUUCAUGUUAAACUAGUUAUGGGAGGGGAUAGAGCCUGAGGAUGGUGAUGGAUUUAUGUCUUCAAAAUGGUGGUUUGGAGUUAUAAAUAGGCUCUAUGUGGUCCACCUCCCACCUUCCUAAAGAAUAC
Coffea arabica (coffee) is the source of this 2414-nucleotide messenger RNA. RefSeq lists its product as uncharacterized. Gene Ontology annotation, molecular function: RNA nuclease activity. Lineage: Eukaryota; Viridiplantae; Streptophyta; Magnoliopsida; Gentianales; Rubiaceae. Gene Ontology annotation, cellular component: peroxisome. The record is from RefSeq and is a predicted model, not a curated record. Gene Ontology annotation, biological process: regulation of gene expression.